CAACUUUCCGCAAACAUCCAUCCGUCCAUCCCAUUUCGCAUCGCCGCCGCCCUCUUGAGUCGUGCGCGUCCGCAAGCACGUUGCGCACUCUCUUUUCUCUUUUCUCUUUUCGUCCUUUUCCUUCCCUCUCCCCUUCUCUUCAACUCGCUCGCCGUCCUCCUCUGCGACUUCAUUCGAGAGACCCAACCCCCCCCUUCUGUCUGACUGACUGACUGGCCCCCGCACUGCUUUCUUGGGGAAAACGGCGAAUGCCGCCGCAACGUGAAGCCAUUGUUUUGCCUGUCCGGGACUGGGGGAAGCCUACCGAUACUGCCAUUUCUUGAGCGACGGCUCGUUGUUGUUCUCGUCUUCGCCUUUGCGCUUCGGUGCUCGUUCUCUUCUUCCCCCCUCGGGAUUGUUGGCGUACAACGGCGUGCGCUUGCGUACUUGCGGGCCUUGACCUUGCGCACUGCGCCAACGGUCUGACGACGGCAGCUCGCGGACGGACUGACUUAGCUGCAACACUCCUGGUCCGGGGAGCGAAACAGGCCACGACUCGGUGCUGACGACGGUACUGGUCUUGCCCCUCGUCCUGGUCCUGGCCUAGGCCCUGGCAUCGGCCACAUCACUCUCGCCCCUGCCCUCCGGCUUCAACUGCUGGAGCGUGCCGCGCCUGUGUGGCCCGUCAUCCUGAGUCACCGCGCCUGCAAUCUCCUGCUCCCGAUGAGCUCGCUCUCUCGAAGCGACUCCCAUACCGACACCAUGCGUCGUCCUUCUGCGGACCUCUCCGACCCGGCGCGCAACCUCGAAGAAUCCAACGCUCCCGCGUCGGAUGACACUACGGGGAUGGACCUGGACCUGGCCAUGCCGCCCGCCGACGACGACGUCCUCGACUGCGACACCCGCAUCUACACGCCCCCGCCCCGCGUCGCCGCCCGCUUCUACCGUCCGUCGCAUGCCCGCCGCAGGGACUCGGCCGCCUCGUCGCGCCGCAACUCAAUCUCUUCGGCCCACUCGCGCUGCUCCUCGAUGCAGCAGCACUCCCACUCGCAUGCCAACGGCCGCGACAGUGACAGUGACCAGAGCAAGUAUGUCGCACAACAUUUGCGACGCGCCUCAUUCCUCGAGGACCGCCGUGCGCGCCUGGCCGACCGCGCCGCCCAUGCGGAAAAGGUGCGCCUCCGUGCCGCUCUGGCCAAGGCGGCCCCGCGCGGCCAGUCGGCCUCGGAGGAGCGCGCGCUCGCCGCUCAGCAGGCCAGGGAGCGCAACCUCGCCGAAAUCGUCGCCAACUGCGCCGAGGAGGUCAGGAAGGCCAAGCAGGUCGCCGAGCUGACCAAGGAGAAGCGCGAGCAGGAGGUGGCCAAGAUGAAGGCCAAGAUGGAGGAGCGCAUGGCCGAGGCCGAGAGGCGCCGCGAGGAGCUCCGCAACAAGAGCAACACGGUGCGCAGCCGCGGCCUGAGCGUCAGGAAGACCAUUGAGGUUAUGCCUCAGGUCAAGGAGACUGACCGCCCAAAGAUGACGGAAGACACUGCCGUCGUCCAUAUCCAGGGUUGGUGGCGCUUACAAAUGCGUGGCCGCAUCCUUCGCGAGUUCUACGGCCUCGGCCUCUCGGUCGAUGGCAUUCGGGACACCUUGUUCGACACGGUUGUGGAGCUCCUCUCCGAGGAAAAGGUGCUGCUCGUCACGGCCCGGUUGCUACGGAUGUGCGGCUUGCACGAGGGAGACCCAGGGUCGGUUGAGGAGAUGGCGGCCGUUCGCACCUUUCUAAGCGCGUUCCUAAUUCUCGGUCACCCCAACCAGGUACUCAUCAACAAGAACGAGGCGGGCGCCGACGAGGAUGACGACGACGGCCCCCUGUCCGCGCACCGCCUCCCGUCGACGGAUCUCGCCAACCCUCAGCUUCAGGAUCUCAUCGGCAAGGCCAAAGAUUUGCUGAUAAACUUCGAGAAUAUUUUGGUGCGCCUGACGACAUCGAACCGUUACACGAUGCCACCGGCGCUGAAGAAGAUGCUGCCCGAAGCAUACGCGGUGUUUUACAAUGCAUUCAUUGCGUGGAAGUCGCGCGAUUCCAACGCGCUCAUAGAAGUCAUGCUCAUGCAGUUUGUGGAACUGGAUGCCAUCUUUCAGACGGUCAAGGACACGACUGACGAUGCAGCCACGGCGCUAUACCGUCAGAGCAUUCAGGACAGCCAGCUGAUGCUCAUCGUGAGGAUAAAGAAGCUGGCGGGUGCGGAAAAGGGCAAGAAGAUGAUUUUCAAGGCCGUGAGCGAGGCGCGCAAGGCUCGCGGCGCCAAGAAGCAGACUGGAGACACGAAGCCCCGCGUCGCAGACACCACGCCCGGCGAUGUCUCAGCCACUGCGAGCAGCCUUGUGUCUGCCGAGUCGCAGACCCUGACGCCCCCGGCGACGCCGGCCAGCAAGGGCGGGUCGAAGCCGACGGUCAUCAAGACGGGACUCAACGGCCUGCUUCCCGAUAACCGCAUCGUGGUGCACGAGUUGGCCAUUAACAAGGAGUACCAGAUCCCCGCCGAGGAAUAUGUUGAGCAGCAGGCCGUUCUUGCCCGGCCACUGUACAUGCAGAUGCGCGCUGCCAUGGACGAGGGCAAUACCGAGGCCAACUUUCGCUUCUUCAUCCUCAUGGCCGGUAACAUCAAGGACAAGCUGCAGCGCCUCUUGAAACCAGGUAACUCGAUGUACAACUUGAUCGGCGAAAUCCUAGACCCGGAAAUGGCGGAGCGGCAGUUUAUCCUCGGCAACUUUUCGUAUGAAAAGUUCUUCACUGCCAUGGGGUCUCUGUUGCCGAAGCUGUGCGCUCCUUUCCGUGACGAUGAGGUCAAGGACCUGAUUCAGAACAAGCUCGGCGACGGCAACCUGAUCGACAGGGUGGAGGCUCUGAACAACUUCAUCGACGUGAUGCUUUGCGAUUACAUCAACUACCUGCUCAGGAUUGCGGCGCCGCAGCUGAUCGAGUCGGCCGCCCAAUACGAAGCCAAGAGGUUCACGUCGGACAUUGUGGACGGCGGGCUGAGCCUGACUGUCGCCGAGGCGGCGUGGAAGUCGGCCGUGGCCAAGGUCGUGGCCGAGGUGCAGAAGCGGGAUCCGGAGGGCAUCAACCAUCCGAAGUCGCGGCCGACGGCGGCACGGUUCUAUGCACAGAUGCUGGUCGACGUCUUUACACAGCCCACACCCAUCGUGGCGAAUCAGGUGCCGGAGAUGCUGCACCUCGACCUGACGCGCAUCAACAACGUUUCCAUCUCGGUCCAGCGAAUCAUCACGGUGGGCGCCGUGUUGCUCCAGUGCAAGAACCUGCUUAAGCGCGACGUGCGGACGCAGUGGAAGACGGAAGCCUCUCGCAUCAUGUCGGUGUUGGAGGCGAACCAUGCGUCUCUCGAGACGACGGUCGAUGGUACCAUGGCUGCGCUCGAAGCGGGCCGUUCCAUGCCGGCCGCGACGAAGACGCACCUUCGCGCGCUGGUGUCGAAGGUCCUGAGCGCCAGCCAGGACAUGUCGCGCAACCGCACGGAGCCGCGCGAACCCGUCUUGCGUCUUCUCCUGACGCGCCUGCGGGGCAACAUACUCGCACGGCUGGCACCGGGCUCUGCAAGCGAGAAGGUCAAGGCAGCCAACACGGCCGGUGAGAAGCUGGCGGCCCUGGGGCUCUCCGAGUUUGUGGAGCGGGUGCGGCACAUAUCCGACCUGCUGGACAAGGUCGGCGCGGUCGACAGAGCGGCGCACAGUCCCUGGUGGGAUGCCGUCGCAACGAAGAUUCAGCAAGAGGACUUGCCGGCGGCGCAGUCCUGAUCGGCAGGGGUCGUAGACUGACGUGGAUAGAUAUUUUGCAGGAUCGGACAUUGCAUUCUCACAACGGGGAUGCGGAGCAACAUGAUUAAGGGCCCGCUUCGGUUGAUAGGCACCUAUGGGAAGAGCGAUGAUGAUUCUGGCGCAAGGCGUUUUCUUUGGGCCUCGGGAAAUGGUUCUGAUGCAUUUGGUGAAGGGGUUUUCUGCUCUGGGCAUUGCUACGACGGGACGAGAUGGGCAUACGAACCCGCUCAGGGUCAAUUUGCAUUGUGCGAUGGGAACUAGGACACAUGAGACGAUGGGACGUGUAUUUCAGGGGCGACUAAUGAGAUUCGCCAUUCAGACCCUCCGUCGUGACUUGGACCUGGCUCUGCUUGUCUGUGUGUCCCAGCAAGACCGGCCACUCAGUCCGGCCGGAGAGCAACUAUGUGUCACAUCACAAGCCGGUUUGUCCGGCAGCGGUGCUAGCCGUUACGGAUGAUGGCGGUCGUGCGUGCUGCCUCUGGCAUAGACUCACACAAAUCCUCCCUUCUUCAAUGGAAGAGGGUGACAAACGUAGAAGGAUG
This is a messenger RNA of Purpureocillium takamizusanense, 4343 nucleotides long. RefSeq lists its product as uncharacterized. The transcript has a single exon. The record is from RefSeq and is a predicted model, not a curated record. NCBI's taxonomy places the organism in Eukaryota, Fungi, Ascomycota, Sordariomycetes, Hypocreales, Ophiocordycipitaceae. Bases 703 to 3780 code for a protein of 1025 amino acids.